This is a messenger RNA of Hyla sarda, 3411 nucleotides long. It is a transcript of the gene DHX34, whose product is annotated as DExH-box helicase 34. The record is from RefSeq and is a predicted model, not a curated record. Gene Ontology annotation, molecular function: ATP binding; RNA binding. Gene Ontology annotation, biological process: nuclear-transcribed mRNA catabolic process, nonsense-mediated decay. NCBI's taxonomy places the organism in Eukaryota, Metazoa, Chordata, Amphibia, Anura, Hylidae. Gene Ontology annotation, cellular component: intracellular anatomical structure.
GGGAAAGAGGAAGUGACGUUUACAUCCAUGCCUCGCUUUCGGAAGAAGGAAGGAAAAUGAAGCUGUGGAACGCAAUCCUGGAAGUAUGUGAGAUCCUGAUGGAUUACAUGUGUACAGCCUCGGCCUAGUCUGUGUUUUUGUAACCUGUCUAAGAUGCCAUGGAGAGAGAUAGAAGUGACCACUGGGACUGGAGUAACCCCCAUAACCGCAAACUACUAGAAGAUCUAUUCUUUGAUCCUCACGGUUACAUCAAAGCUCAUUCAGAAGAAAGUAAAGAGUUUUGGCAAUUUUUUGAACGUUUCCAGAGAUUUCAAAUUCUUCAAAAACAUAACCGUAAGUUAAAUGAAGUGGAGCAUCAGGAAGGACAAAGACAUGACCUUCUGGAUCUUCCCAAGGAAUACGACCCCAGAUAUCGUAUCAACCAGACGAUUGUUCUGGGCAGAGACGUUGAAAAAGUUUUGCAAGGACAUUCGGACAAGAAAAGGAGCUCUAGAGAUUUUAAAGGCAUCCCAAAGGAUAAGCUGAAUGAAUUUAAGAAAGCCGUCCUUCACUAUCUGGACUUUUGUCAGAGGCAGAGUUUUGGGAAACUGACCAAGCUACGGAAAGAGAGGUCAAGCUUACCCAUCUUCCAGUACAGAGAAAAAAUAGUCCAGAUGGUUAGAAGUCAUCAGGUUGUGGUGGUCGCCGGAGACACUGGAUGUGGAAAGUCUACACAGGUUCCUCAGUACCUAUUGGCAGCAGGAUUCGGGCAUAUAGCUUGUACCCAGCCUCGUAGGAUUGCGUGUAUUUCAUUAGCUAAGCGUGUAGGGUUUGAGAGCCUCAACCAGUAUGGAUCAAAGGUUGGCUACCAGAUCCGCUUUGAGAGCAGUCGUUCACCGGCCACGAAAAUCGUGUUUCUAACAGAAGGUCUAUUGCUGCGUCAGAUUCAGAGAGACUCUGAGGUCCCUCAGUACCAGGUUCUCAUAGUAGAUGAAGUUCAUGAAAGACAUCUUCACAGCGAUUUCCUGCUGGGAGUUUUACGUCAGCUUCUUGCUGAACGGAAAGAUUUGAAAGUCAUUCUCAUGUCGGCCACCAUAAACAUCAAGCUCUUCUCUGGAUACUUUGACCAGGCCCCUGUACUCCAAGUCCCUGGGAGACUGUUUCCUAUACAGGUGAUCUACCAACCCAUUCCCCAGGAGGAAACCACAUCAAAGACCGAGAAGCUGGACCCCAGACCUUACCUCCGUGUCCUACAAUCCAUCGAUCACAAGUAUCCAGUGGAUGAGCGCGGAGAUCUGCUUAUUUUUCUGAGCGGGGUUACAGAAAUCAGCAGCGUGCAGGAGGCUGUACAAGUAUACGCCACCCAUACUCAGCGCUGGAUCGUUCUUCCAUUACACAGUACCCUGUCCAUUGCAGAACAAGAUAAGGUAUUUGACUUAGCUCCACCUGGUGUCCGAAAAUGUAUAAUCUCCACCAACAUUGCCGAAACCUCUGUGACUAUUGAUGGGGUCAGAUUUGUACUAGACUCAGGGAAAGUCAAAGAGAUGAGUUUUGACCCCAAAGCAAAGAUGCAGCGACUGCAGGAGUUUUGGAUUAGCCGUGCCAGUGCUGAGCAGAGAAAAGGCCGAGCUGGUAGGACAGGCCCUGGUGUGUGCUAUCGCCUGUAUGCAGAGUCAGACUAUGAUGCUUUUGCUCCGUAUCCUGUGCCGGAAAUUCAGCGUGUCGCAUUGGAUGCUUUAGUCUUACAAAUGAAGAGUAUGGGUCUAGGGGAUCCGCGCACCUUUCCUUUUAUUGAACAGCCCCCCAUGUCCAGCAUUGAGACCGCCAUUUUCUAUUUGCGAGACCAAGGUGCAUUAGAUGCCAGUGAAGAGCUCACACCCAUUGGGAAUCUCUUGGCACAGCUACCAGUGGAUGUUGUUAUUGGAAAGAUGCUCAUAUUAGGUUCGCUAUUCAGCCUGGUUGAGCCAAUCUUGACUAUUGCUGCAGCCCUCAGUGUACAGUCUCCCUUUGUCCGGAGCGCUACUAACAAUCCAGAAUGCUCCACAGCAAGAAAACCUUUAGAGAGUGACCAUGGAGACCCCUUCACGUUACUCAAUGUUUUCAAUGAGUGGAUACAGAUUAAAUCAAGUCGCUCCAGUAACUCCAGGAAGUGGUGUCGCCGGCGAGGGCUGGAGGAACAAAGAUUGUAUGAGAUGACAAAUCUCCGACGGCAAUUCAAAAGUCUUCUAAAGGACCAUGGGAUGUUAAAUGAGACAGAAACCCGAGUAGUGGACCGCCACAGCCGCCACCGGCAGCACAAGGAGCGCAAAGAACUUCAUCAGCUGAAGAGGGAACACGAUCGAUCGGAAAAACACAAAAGAAAAGUGCUCAAGCUGCACGAGGAAGAUGCCGGAUCCUCCAGUGAUGAAGAUGGAAGAUCUAGUAAAGACAAGAAGGACAGCGUAGACAUCCAGGAUGUCAAGUUUAAACUCAGGCACAAUGUCGACGAGCUGCGAGAAGUGUCCGGUGCGGGGGAGGAGUUAUCUGCAAAACAGCUGUCGCUGCUGAAACUUAUUGUGUGCCAUGGCCUGUACCCGCAGCUGGCGCUUCCUGACAACUUCAACAGCUGCCGCAAGGAUUCUGAUCAGGUUUUUCAUACAAGGACUAAGCAGGGAAUUGUCCUACACCCAACCUCAAUCUUCUCUAGUAAUCCUGAGCUGCUUCAAGUAGAAAGUGAUAGAGAAGAGGCCGCUACAACUGAUUCUAAGAACAGGGGGCGCAGCAGCAAGCACCAGAUGGUGGGUUUUGUCUCACUUCUGGAGACAAACAAGCCGUAUUUAGUGAACUGUGUGAGACUGCCAGCUCUGCAGGGUCUUCUACUGUUGGCCCGAACCUUGGAUACUAAUGCUGACUGUUGCCGCAUUGUGUGUGACGGCUGGAUAGAGCUGAAUGUGGAAGACCCUGAAGGAGCCCUUCAUCUCAUUUCUGAGGCUGUCCGCGUGCGAUUGGCUUGGGAGGAAGUACUGCGCUCCCGGCUAGAGAACACAUCUAGUAGGCGAGACCCCAAUCAGGAUGACAGUCGGAGGAGGAGACGUGACAUUGAUGAUUUAGGGCGACGACUUGUGGUCUUUGUGCGCUCAGAGGUAUUGUACAGCAUGAGGCGUCUUGCAGUAUUAGAAGCCCAGAACCUCUACGUGGGGCCUCAGACUGUUACCGACAGUCACAGCAUAAAAGGCUUGUUCAGCACCGAGGAGAUGAAGCCAGAUCCUGUGAAAGGAGGAUACGGUGUAACAAGCUUCUUGACAUAUAAUUGCUUGCGGAGUGACACAGAUUUCUACAGCGACUGUCUGCGCACGUUCUGGACCUGUCCUCGCUGCGGUCUGUACAUGCCAUUCACCCCUUUGGAACGUAUGGCCCAUCAGAACAGUUGCGCUGAAGAAGACGCUUCUCAGG